GCGUACCAGUAACGCGCUUCGAACCAACAACCGUUCCUGGAGGCUCCAGCCCGUCUCAUCGUGCUCAAGGCUCAGUUACAAAGGGCGGUGUGCUGUUUACACGGACCGCCUUCCCGACGUCCACCGAGCCAACGAGAACCACUGAGCGCUUCCGGCCUGAGCAGACAGCUUUCCCCAGUUCCUUGUACGACGACCUAUCUUCCCCUCAACCCGUUCCUGACGUCACUAAUCCCGUGAAGAGGUACACGUCACACCUGCCACCACCGGAAGAAACAGGAGCCACCGCCGCUGCUACAGGCGGAGCCCAAAGCACCGACUCCGUCAAGCCACUGGACUCUGCUGUGCAGAGUCAGGAUGUUGAUGACAAGUUCAAGUCGACUGUUGGCAAGGAUGCCACCGGAACCACUGCUGCAGUCGGUAGUUUCCCCGCAACUAUUGUACAUGGUGCAGCAGUUCCUGUCGUCCCGGCCGUGCUACCAGAAGCUGGUCCAGUCGUAAUCGCCAAUGUUCCUGUUCAUCCAGUGAUCUCAACUGCGGAGCUCGGAACUGUUCAGCCCACCGCCACUGGAACGGUUCUGAAUGCUGAUGCAGGCAUCGGGGUGACGUCAUCCACCGGUAUACAAGGAGGAGCAGCGACUGCGGAAGGAACUGCUUCUCCCUCUACCAGUACUGUCGUGGCUGGAACAGAUCAUUCUACAACCAUCCCCGCUGUCGAAACCAAUCAUGGCGCAGCAGUCGACAGCACUGCGACUACAGCAGCCUCAGUGGCAGACGCUACGCACGCCUUGGCUGGUAGCGACGCCACAACCCAUGACGACGCGUCCUCUCCGACGGUCACUGCUAGUUCCGAGCUGCAUAACGGUGCUUCGAGCACAGGCGCACAGACGGAUGUCUCCACAUCCACUUCUGGCGUGAAUGUUGACAAUGAAAUGCACGCGAUGACGACGGUGAGCGGUGAUGCUGAGGUAACCGAGCAGGCUGCAUCAGAAGGCGCUACAUAUUCGCAGACACUUACACCAGACCCUGCUUCCGUUUCAAAGGAAGCUACUAGCACUUCGGGCCCAACAUAUGCCACCAGCACCGCAACAGAAAACGUCUCAGGUGCGACUUCCAGUCACACAGCACAACCGGGCGCCAACGGAUCCUCUGAACAUUCCUCUGAAACAGAUGCCAGUAGCGUGCCUGUGCGCCAGAGUGACUCUACUGCGGACACCGGAAAAAAAGUCAGUGAUUGCGCUUAUGCCGGUAUGCACGCCGAUGCUCCUGGCCCUGCAUCGGCUGCCACUGACUCCUCUGCAACAAUCCCCGUCGAUUCUAAGCAAGGUCCGACUACUGGCGACGCAGGCUCUGCAGCUACUUCCGCUGAAGUUGCCCCCGCAAAGGCUUCUGUUGAUUCAGCACCAGUGACGGGCUUCGGUGAUGCUUUCCCAGCAGCGUCUAAUGGUGACGCUACAUCAGCCACGGCUCCAGGUGGUGAUGCCACAGCCACAACUUCGGCCGCCGCCACCCUUGCACCUGCUUCCAGCGAUGAUACUCCGGCAUCGCCGUCCGUAACAGCAACACCAUCCGGUGAAGCUGCACCAGGCAUGGCUUCUUCCGAUGCUGCUCCUGCUGUGGCAUCCGGAGAGGUCGCCCCUGUCGCACCUUCUGGUGAUUCUUCCCCUGUGGCGGCUUCUGGUGACGCUGCCACCCAAAUGCCAGCCGGUGAUGCUACACCAGUAACGGCUUUCGCUGAUGCUGCCCCCCCUGCAGUGUCUUCCGGUGACGCUGCUUCAGCAACGGCUCUAGGUGAUACUGCCACUUCCACCACUACUGAUGACGCCACCCCUGUACCACCUUCCAGUGACGCUACCCCCGCCCCGCCAUCCGGUGAUGCUGCCGCAACCACUACCAAUGAUGAAACUCACACACCUGCUUCGAGAGAUGCUGUCAGUGCACCCGCUUCCAGCGAAUCUGCCCUCGCCAGUGGUUCUAGUGACUCCACUCCUGCAACUGCAACAGGGAACUCAGCUUUUGCAACUGAUCUUGGUGAGGCUAGCUCAGUAGCUACAACCGGUGACUCGGCGUCUUCCACCACCGCCGAGAAUUCGGUCUCGGCAGCAGCUUCUGGUGACUCUGCUCUCGGAAGCGACCUUACUAGUACACCUCAUGUUACUACAGGAAGCAUGUCUGCUGUUGGGCACGAUGAGUCACUGCCCCAAACCACGGGGCCCAGCAGUGCAGACAAUGCUGGCGAAACCACACCGGUGUCAUUCACCAGUUCUGACCCCACCAGCGAAGCCACACCAGCUUCUGUAGAUGCCCCAGCUUCCUCGGAUGCGCCAGCUUCCACGGAUGCGCCAGCUUCCACGGAUGCGCCAGCUUCUGCCGAUGCCCCAGCUUCUGCCGAUGCCCCAGCUUCUGCCGAUGCCCCAGCUUCUGCCGAUGCCCCAGCUUCUGCUGAUGCCCCAGCUGCUGCCGAUGCCCCAGCUGCUGCCGAUGCCCCAGCUUCUACAGAUGCCCCAGCUUCUGUCGAUGCCCCAGCUUCUGCCAAUGGCCCAGCUUCUGCCGAUGCCCCAGCUGCUGCCGAUGGCCCAGCUUCUGCCGAUGCCCCAGCUUCUGCUGAUGCCCCAGCUGCUGCCGAUGCCCCAGCUGCUGCCGAUGCCCCAGCUUCUGCCAAUGGCCCAGCUUCUGCCGAUGCCCCAGCUGCUGCCGAUGGCUCAGCUGCUGCCGAUGGCCCAGCUGCUGCCGAUUCCCCAGCUGCUGCCGAUGCCCCAGCUUCUAUGGAUGCCCCAGCUGCUGCCGAUGCCCCAGCUGCUGCCGAUGCCCCAGCCUCUACGGAUGCGCCAGCUGCUGCCGAUGCCCCAGCUUCUACGGAUGCCCCAGCUGCUGCCGAUGCCUCAGCUGCUGCCGAUUCCCCAGCUGCUGCCGAUGCCCCAGCUGCUGCCGAUGCCCCAGCUUCUGCCGAUGCCCCAGCUUCUGCCGAUGCCCCAGCUUCUGCUGAUGCCCCAGCGUCUGUAAAUGUCCCAGCUUCUGUCGAUGCCCCAGCUGCUGCCGAUGCCCCAGCCUCUAUGGGUGCCCCAGCUUCUGCCGAUGCCCCAGCUUCUGCCGAUGCCCCAGCUUCUGUCGGUGCUCCAGCUUCUACGGAUGCCCCAGCUUCUGUGGAUGCUCCAGCUUCUGCGGAUGUUCCAGCUUCUGCUGAUGCCCAAGCUUCUACUGAUACCAGCCCCACUAGUAUUGCUGGCGCUGAUUCUACAAAUGAAGGUGCUAUAAAUGAUGCAACUGCUAGUUCAGACACGCAAAGUAGUUCAGCAGCGUCUGGAAGCGAAGGUUCCGUUCAAUACGGAGAAAGUUCUGGGUCCAGUGACAUCACACCAGCUCAGCCAGCAUCAUCAGAGUUUACGACACCCGCCGCAGCCCCUUCACCAUCUCUUACCGAAGAGAAGUCCACCGAACAGGAAAGCAGUAGUGAAUCAAGUGCUAUGCAAGCAGCAGAGCAAGGAGCCGACCAAACAACUACAACGGCAGCAUCAGUGGCGCCAGAAGCUGUUUCGACAACUGUGGAGGGUGCGGCUAUGGCACCAUUCCCUACCGAUGCUGUGCCUUUCGGAGACAGCCAAUCAAGCACGCCAGCCCCGGCUGCCGAAGAACAUCCUCUUGGUGACGAGCCUCACCACGACGAAGGAGUGGCCGGUAAUACUGAAGCUCCUAAGCAGGAAGAAAAGCCAGUCACUGAUGCUCCAGCCUAUUCACCUGCGGAUGAGCACCCACUGGGUGACGCCCCAGUAGUCCCUGAUGCCAAGACUGAAGAAAAUGAAGCUGUACCACCCAUGGACAGCAAUGAAUCUGGCGCGCCACAGCAGGAUGAAAAAUCUAACGAUGUUUCAGACAGUGCUAGCCCCACUGGUUCAAUCACCCCAGCAGAUCAAGAAACUGCAACCGAUGCUUUUGGAGCUAGAAGUGGAACCGACAGCACUUCACCUGCGGCGCCAAAGAGUGAGGACACUACUGUUUCUGAAAACGUGGAACGCGAAGAACAUCCUGAAGGAGAGCCCGAUGCUACAAAUUCACAGCCAGCGGAAACAGCCACGACUACGACUGAAUCACCACAUUCUGUUGCGGAUGAUGACUCCAGCAGGACUCCAGUCAGUGAAACGCCAAUUGUGCCGGAGGAGGCGCAUACAGUAUCGCCAGACAACGAGGCAGAGAAGCCCGAAGCGUCCACCGAGCCUCCGCAGAAUGAUGCACCUCCACCAGAUAGCGCAGCUGCAGGUGACAGUGGUGCGCCACACGACGACGGCGUGGCUUCGGGAACCCCUAUACCACGAGCCGAAGGAAGUAGUGAUUUGCCACCUAUUGGGGCUGCUCCUGCGGCACCAGAACCAGAGCCACAACCUGCACCAGUGCCGAAGCCAAGCAAUGGCAAUGGAGGCCGCCAUGGUCACGGGCACGAGCACAAACCACACGUACACCACGAUUACGGAGGAAGAGUUCCUCCUUCGAUUGAGCAACUGCUCGCACAGCUGAGCCCGGACACAAGACGGCAGUAUGAGCUGGACCAUGGCAUUGUUUCCCCACAGUCCGGCUCUGGCAGUGACUCCCAGGGCUCGAAACCUAAUGAGGUGACGGAUGCCCCGAAGGCAACAGAAUUUCCUACUCGUUACACAACGACGCCGACUUCUGCGGGUGACAAUGGCCCUUCGAGUGGCAGCUCAGAUGGCUACAAGGGCGAUGAACCGUAUGAAGACGACAAGACUAAAUCGGGAGAUGCUACUGCAGUCAUGACGCACGACCCAAUCGUCCAGCUAGUGAAGACUGGCAUCCCCGACCUGCAUCUUGAAGGUGCAGAGCCCCACAGGGACAGAAGGCGUUCUCAACGGCGUGCUCACUGAGACGACUGGCAGUUGUAUGGCAUGGCCAAGUUUGUCGAUAAUCUAGGUUGUGAAGCUCCCGACAAUGUAAAGUAUAAGUGCACGACAAUGGACACUGCUGCCACGUAGUCGAACAAAUGGGUUGAUAACGUGACGACGGUGGGUUGGUGAAAUUUCCAGUGCGACAUUUACUAUGAUGAAUGUAAUUGAGCUUCACCCUUAGCAAUAAUGGAACAACGCUGUGAUCACUUAUUCUAAAACAUAAUAUUGAAAAUGUCAUAUAGGGAAAUGCAAGAAUCAUUUUCUAGCUUUAAACGAGAUAUGGCAUUACUUCAAGCAUUGAGAGAACUUUUGUAUUUCCCCAUUAGAAUACCUUCUGUAGACGAGGGCCCUCGUUGGGUUCAAGGAGGUUUUGGGUUACAGGGCUUCCCAACCUAGAGCACCGGUCAACUUGGGACGAUGCCUCACACAUACGGGGGACUGUGAUGCGCACAUCGGCGCCCUGAGUGUCGUCCAUCCAUUGUACAUACUCGCUGGGGUGUGGGUCACAAGCCGGGGGAACAAGUCGAGGCGCCACAUGUGCGUCUUGGCGUGGUGGCAGCUACAAAUUCUGCAUCGCAGAAAGAUGACACGCCAACAGGGACGAAGAAAAAGACAUGAUUGAGUGAAAAGCCAGUUAAUGUCUCAUAACCUUACACAUAAGGAGGACAUAAAUUUUGUGAGGCAAUCGAAUAAUCUUAUGCGAGCAAGCACUUGACAAUGACCUAGCACUUGAGGUCCCAACACUGGACUCUAUUAAUUUAACAAGCACUGCGAGUGGGUGCAGCUCGAACGCGAAACGUGCGUUCCUUGCGGCAUUAGACCGACCGCAGGUGGCAUUCUGAGGUCAAUAGUCAGAAAUCACGAAAUUAGUUACCUGCAAGCUUAGCAAUCUGGCAAUGAAAGUUAGACUAAGCUUCUCGGUAUAACACCACACAGCUAGAAUUGGCCAGCUAUUUCUGCGGCGAUAUUGCUUAUAGUCGGUUACUACUUAAGAAUAAAUGUAAGCUCCACCCACAAUCACCUCUGUUCCAGCCACGCAAAAUUGGCAUGUAUAAUUCAUCCAAUCGCAUUUACUCAUUUCUGUGACGUUAAAGAAUUCUUGAUGUGCUUCAUGCGUUUUUUUUUCUUAUACAGACACAUGUUCAUGUGGAUGAUUUUUGAGCUGGAAAACUUCUAGCAAACUUCAGCAACUAUUGCACAUAAUUGUUAGAGGAAACACUACAUUUUUGGUACGAAUGACGAACUGCUAGAUGUAAUUGUGCAUACACUAUAGUACUUACAUUAGCACCGGAAAGGUACAUAUGGACAAAAUAGAAACCACCUAGCACGCGACCCUCCAAUUGAUGAAAGGCACGUGGGUAACACUUCGGGGGGCGGAGCUUGUAAUUAUUUUAUUCGCUUUUAACCGACUAUAGCUCCACCGAACAGGACGAGCUACUGUGAAUGGCCGCAUCUUACUGAAGAGAAACCGAAAGGUCAUCGUACGUUUGUAUGAGUGAAGCCGGGUGAAACAUGCCUUAACGCCAAGUGCAAUUGACGAGAUAUACCAGCGCGACACUUAGCUCAAAUGAGACGAAGGUGGCUGGACGUCUUUCUGCGGUGACUCGCUUAGGGGCACAGUCGGGGGGUCUGGAGGCAUCCUGUGUCUACACUUUUCAUCCGUUAUUACUAUUUUCCUUUUAUAUUAUUAUUAUUAUUGUUUUACAUGGUUCGAUCAUCCACUGUUCGGCGAGGCUGGUUAUGUAUUAUUGGUGUGAUGUUGCCAAUAAACACCUUUCUGAACGGUUUUGUUAAAGAAAAAAA
Messenger RNA from Rhipicephalus microplus (southern cattle tick), 6695 nucleotides. RefSeq lists its product as uncharacterized. Gene Ontology annotation, biological process: positive regulation of BMP signaling pathway. Gene Ontology annotation, cellular component: extracellular region. Gene Ontology annotation, molecular function: BMP binding. The record is from RefSeq and is a predicted model, not a curated record. NCBI's taxonomy places the organism in Eukaryota, Metazoa, Arthropoda, Arachnida, Ixodida, Ixodidae.